This is a messenger RNA of Cimex lectularius (bed bug), 2601 nucleotides long. RefSeq names its product electron transfer flavoprotein-ubiquinone oxidoreductase, mitochondrial (gene Etf-QO). Gene Ontology annotation, cellular component: mitochondrial inner membrane. NCBI's taxonomy places the organism in Eukaryota, Metazoa, Arthropoda, Insecta, Hemiptera, Cimicidae. The transcript has a single exon. Gene Ontology annotation, molecular function: iron-sulfur cluster binding; electron-transferring-flavoprotein dehydrogenase activity. Gene Ontology annotation, biological process: electron transport chain. The record is from RefSeq and is a predicted model, not a curated record. The coding region runs from base 317 to 2131 and encodes 604 amino acids.
GGUCUUGAAAAUAAUAAGCCUGAAUAAUUGACCUUCUUAUAGAAAUGUGUAACAUUUAUUUGGUUUUUUAUUGAAUAAUUGGCGUUGUGCUGUGAAAAAAUAAACGGAGGAAACUGAUAAACGUAUCGUUAUCGUGAGGCAACCGAACUUUAGCCUUCGAGUCUCAUUAAAGUUCGUUCAGAAACUUUCGUUUGAUAAAGAAAAUUUGUACGUAUGCUAAAUAUAAAAAUUUGACUAGUCUAGACAUUUCAUCGUGCCGUUUUUUAAUCAGAGUGUUCGAGAAUAUUAUGUAAAUCUGUUUAUAAUAGUGAGAAAAAUGUCAGCUUCGAAAAUAAUUUUACCCACACUUCGGUCCAAGCUACGACUUUUCACGAAGCGUGGUUAUUCCACACAGACAUUUCCAAAAAUCACGACCCACUACACGGUGGUACCCAGGGAGGGCGACCCAAGGUGGAAAGAUGUAAACAUGGAAAGAUACGUAGACGAGGUUGAUGUGGUUGUUGUUGGAGGCGGUCCAGCAGGUAUGGCCGCAGCAAUAAAGUUAAAACAACUAGCAUCGAGUUCGGAAAAAGAGUUGAGGGUCUGCCUCGUUGAAAAAGCUGCUCAAUUGGGAGGCCACACUCUUUCUGGUGCGGUCAUCGAUCCAGUCGCUCUAAAUGAACUCAUCCCGGAUUGGAACGAGAAAGGGGCGCCAUUGAACACUCCAGUCAAAACCGACGUUUUCUCCUUUCUUACAGAAACAUCUCGACUUCCGAUACCGAUAUUCAAAGGAAUGCCGAUGGACAAUCAUGGAAAUUAUGUCGUCAGACUCGGCCAUGUUGUCGCUUGGUUGGGCGAACAAGCGGAGGCUCUCGGUGUCGAACUCUACCCUGGGUAUGCAGCCGCCGAAGUCCUCUAUCAUGAGGACGGCUCUGUAAAAGGCGUUGCUACAAACGAUGUAGGAAUUGCGAAAGACGGUUCUCCGAAAGAAGUCUUUGAACGGGGCAUGGAGCUUCAUGCCAAAGUCACAAUUUUUGCGGAAGGUUGCCAUGGACAUUUGACAAAAGGUUUAUUUAAUAAAUUCAAACUCAGGGAAAACUGUGAGCCUCAGUCGUAUGGUUUGGGUGUGAAAGAAAUUUGGGAAAUAAAACCAGAGUUACACAAUCCAGGAAGAGUGGAACACACAGUUGGAUGGCCCCUUGAUAAAAGUACAUAUGGAGGUUCAUUUCUAUAUCAUUUAAAUGAAUCUUCACCUUUAAUAGCGGUUGGUAUGGUUAUUGGUUUAGAUUACAGUAAUCCUUACUUAAGUCCAUUUAGAGAGUUCCAGAAGUUUAAACAUCAUCCAUUUAUUAAAAAGACAUUAGAGGGUGGUAAAAGGAUUGCUUAUGGAGGACGGGCGCUAAAUGAAGGUGGCUUCCAGAGCAUUCCUAAGCUCACUUUUCCAGGUGGUUGCCUUGUGGGAUGCACCGCUGGAUUUCUCAAUGUCCCAAAAAUUAAAGGGACGCAUUACGCCAUGAAAUCUGGAAUGUUAGCUGCUGAAUCAGCUUUUGAGUGUCUUACCUCCGACCUGAAAUCACCCACUGUAGGAUUGGAACCUACAUCUUAUGAAGCAAAAAUUAAAAACAGCUGGAUCUGGUCCGAUUUAAAAGCUGUGAGAAACGUACGCCCUUCUUUCCAUACAUCUUUGGGAUUGUACGGUGGCAUGGCUUAUAGCGGUUUCACAAUACUCUUGGGAGGAAGAGAACCCUGGACAUUGAAGCACGGCAAACCGGACCACAUGAGGCUCAAACCGGCAUCUCAGUGCAAACCUAUAACGUACCCCAAGCCGGAUGGUGCUCUCAGUUUCGAUCUUCUCUCCUCAGUCGCACUCACGGGGACAAAUCACGAAGGCGACCAACCUCCGCAUCUCACUCUUAAGGAUGACACAGUGCCUGUCAAACACAACCUGGAAGUUUACGACGGGCCUGAAGGAAGAUUUUGCCCUGCAGGUGUUUACGAAUUUGUACCUUUGGAAGAUGGCUCAGGACAACGAUUGCAAAUAAAUGCCCAGAAUUGCAUCCACUGCAAGACGUGUGAUAUCAAAGACCCAAGUCAAAAUAUUAACUGGGUCGUACCUGAAGGAGGCGGCGGACCAGCAUAUAACGGGAUGUGAAUCUGUGGUUUUUUUAAAUAACUGUUAUUUGUUUUAGGAUUGAAAUAUUAUAUAGUUGGUAUUCUUUAUUUUUUCAUAUAUUCAAAAUAUAUUUUUUUACAUACUUUCAUUUUAAAUUAAGCAAACAUUGGUUCAUUGUGAUAUGACGAUUGAUUAUUGUAUAUGUAGUUAUUUUAAUAAACAAAUUUGCAAUUUUUUAAACCCUUUUCUUUCAAUAAAUUAUGAACUUACAAAAGCUAUUGCAAACCAAGUUUGUUUUUUUUUAAUCUGCAUAUUACAUUUACAUUUAAAAAAGUAAAAUAAAAUUACACAACAGUGACUACUCCAACCACCUAGUUUAAAGGUGUGAUGUUGAACUUUGUUCUUAUAUUAAUAAAGAUAAAAAUUUCUGAGAUGUUUUUAGGCUGUUUUCAGAUUACGUAGUUUGUUGUAUACCAAUUGAAAAUACAAACAAAACAUCUUGCUCUUUA